Paramecium octaurelia is the source of this 981-nucleotide messenger RNA. The record is from the annotation of a GenBank genome assembly. NCBI's taxonomy places the organism in Eukaryota, Ciliophora, Oligohymenophorea, Peniculida, Parameciidae.
AUGAAUUGCACUCAUCAUAUUCGAAAUCAAGUAUAAAUGAUCUGUCUAUCCUAUCACAAGUGUUAGAGCUAAAGGAAAUUGUGUGCUGAAUGUAUUGAGGAACAUGGAGUGGAUUUAAAAUGCAUGGUUUCAAAAAUAAAAUUUUAAGAUAUGAUGAGAAAGAAAUUCGAAGACUCUAAGUUUAAUGAUUCAUCUGAAUUAGCAAAAUAGAGGUUGAAUUUUAAAACAUUGCUUACAUCAACUUAAAAUAAGUUUAAAGAAAUUUGGGAUGGAAUUGAAGAAUCAAUAAAUCAGAUAUAUGAUUUCCUAGAGAAGGAAGAUAAAUUCUAUAUGAAUUUGAUUAAAAACAAUGAUAAUCCUCUAGAAUUGUCAAAUACUGAUUUAGAAAAAUUGGUGUCAAUUAUUAUUGGAAAAACAUUAGAUGAUAGGAAGGAUUAGAAAAAAUCUUAUUUGAAGCAGUUGGAAAUGACAAAGAAUUAUUGGAAAGAAACUCAGACCUUUUGUGAAAAGUUCAAAACAGAAUUGAAAGAGAUUAUGUAAUUCAUAAAAAAGAAGGUAAAUUAUUCAUGGGAAAACAUAAAAGAAAUAAAAUAAGUUUAUAACAGUAAGGACGAUUUGGAUUAGGUAUUGACUUAGACAAAGCAUUUUGAUAGAGCCUACCUGAAUGAGGUAAUUGAGAUGUUAAGAAAUGAGAAAAUAACGAAUUGUUUAGAAUUCUUCAAAGAUAAAACUCAAUUGAAAUUUAUCGCUUCUAUGAUUUAAAAUGUUAGUGAAAUAGACUUUAAUAAGAAGAAUUAUUCAACUGAGAACCAUGAUUAAAUUAGAAAGGGUUUAAUAAAAUAAAUAUCUUAUGAUUAGCACGUAAUUGAAUUUUUGUAAUUUCUGGUAUAAUUAACAGCUAUUGAUGAGAGAUUAAUCUAAAGCGGAUCGAAUGCACUCAAUUUAUUAGUAGAAAUGAAAGUGGAUUUGAGAGAAUAAAGC